Acanthosepion pharaonis is the source of this 3624-nucleotide messenger RNA. NCBI's taxonomy places the organism in Eukaryota, Metazoa, Mollusca, Cephalopoda, Sepiida, Sepiidae. The record is from the annotation of a GenBank genome assembly.
AUGUUUAAACUCUUGCUAUACAUAAACAACAAGCGUUGUGAAGUCGAUCCUUUAGCGAUACCCGAGAAUUGUAGCCCUCCUAAUUCCUGCCACAUUUUUUCAUUCUUCCAUUUUUUUGUUUUUUUUUUUUUUUCCGCCUCCAUCAUUCCCUUCCAUUUUUCAUUCUUCUUUUUUCCAUUUUUUCUUCCUUUUUUCAUUCUUCCAUCAUUUUUUUUUCUUCCUUUUUUCAUUUUUUUGUUCCUUCAUUUUUCCAAAAUUUGCUCUUUUUUUUUUCCUUUUUCUUCCAUUUCCCCUUUUUUUUUCUUUUUAUUUUUUUCCUUUUUUCCCAUUUUUCAUUCUUUUUUGUCUUUUUUUCUUCCUUUUUUUUCCAUUUUUCAUUUUUUGUCCUUCAUUUUUUCUUCAUUUUGUUCCUCCAUUUUCAUUCUUUUUUGUCCUCCAUUUUUUCUUCCUUUUGUUCCUCCAUUUUUCAUUCUUUUGUGUCUCCAUUUUUUUCUUCCUUUUUUCCAUUUUUCAUUCUUUUUGUGUCUCAAUUUUUUUGUUCUUCCAUUUUUCAUUCUUUUGUGUCUCCAUUUUUUUCCUUUUUUUCUUCCAUUUUUUUUUUUCCUUUUCAUUUUUCAUUCUUUUUUGUGUCUUCCACAAUUUUUUUUCCAUUUUUCAUUCUUUUGUGUUUUUUUUUCUUCCUUUUUUCUUCCAUUUUCAUUCUUUUGUGUCUUCCUUUUUUCUUUUUUGUUCUUCCAUUUUCAUUUUUUUUGUGUCUUCUUUUUCUUUUUUUUGUCCCAUUUUUCAUUCUUUUUGUUCUUCAUUUUUUUUUUUCUUUUUUUUUUUUUCUUUUCUCCUUUUUUUUCCUUUUUUUUCAUUCUUUUUUCUUUUUUUGUCUUUUUUUUCUUCUCUUUUUCUUUUUUUCCUCCAUUUUUCAUUCUUUUUUUUUUUUCUUCCUUUUUUCUUCCAUUUUUUCUUCUUUUGUUUUUUUUCUUCCUUUUGUUUUUUCUUUUUUGUUUUUUUUUUUCCUUUUGUUCUUCCAUUUUUCAUUCUUUUUGUUCUCCAUUUUUUCUUCCUUUUGUUUUCCAUUUUUUUUCUUUUUUUUCCAUUUUUCUUCCUUUUUUCCUCCAUUUUUCAUUCUUUUUGUGUCUUCAUUUUUCUUCCUUUUGUUCUUCCAUUUUUCAUUCUUUUUUGUCUUUUUUUUUCUUCUUUUUUUCCAUUUUUCAUUUUUUUCUCUCCUUUUUUUCUUCCUUUUUUUUCCAUUUUUCAUUUUUUUUUUGUGUCUUUCAUUUUUUCUUCCUUUUGUUCUUCCAUUUUUUCAUUCUUUUUGUCUCUUCAUUUUUUUUUUCCUUUUGUUCCUCCAUUUUUCAUUUUUGUGUCUCCCUUUUUUCUUUUUGUUCUUCCAUUUUUUCAUUCUUUUUGUUUCCAUUUUUUUCUUCCUUUUGUUCUUCCAUUUUUUUCUUUUUGUGUCUUCAUUUUUUUUCUUUUUUGUUCCUCCAUUUUUCAUUUUUUUGUGUCAUUUUCUUUUUUGUUCCUCCAUUUUUCAUUCUUUUUGUGUCAUUUUUUCUUUUUUGUUCCUUCCAUUUUCAUUCUUUUUUGUGUCUUCAUUUUUUUUCCUUUUUUUCCAUUUUCAUUCUUUUUUGUGUUUUUUUUUUUCUUCCUUUGUUCCUCCAUUUUUCAUUCUUUUUGUUUCAUUUUUCUUCCUUUUGUUCCUCCAUUUUUCAUUCUUUUUUUUCAUUUUUUCUUCCUUUUGUUCAUUCAUUUUUCAUUUUUUUUCUUUUCUUUUCUUUUUUUUCUUUUGUUCUUUUUUUUCCUCCAUUUUUUCAUUUUUUUUUCCUUCAUUUUUUUUUUUCCUUUUUUUUCUUCCUUUUUGUUCUUCCAUUUUUCAUUCUUUUUGUGUCUCCAUUUUUUCUUUUUUGUUCUUCCAUUUUUCAUUUUUUUUUUCUUUUUUUCUUCCUUUUGUUCAUUUUUCAUUCUUUUUUUUUUGUCUUUUUUUUUUCUUUUUGUUCCUCCAUUUUUCAUUCUUUUUUUUCAUUCCAUUUUUUUCUUCCUUUUUUCUUCCAUUUUUCAUUUUUUGUGUCUUCAUUUUUUUUCCUUUUUUUCUUCCAUUUUUCAUUCUUUUUUUUCUUCAUUUUUUUUUUCCUUUUGUUCUUCCAUUUUUCAUUCUUUUUUUUUUUUUUUUUUUUCAUUCUUUUUUUUUUUUUUCAUUUUUCAUUCUUUUUUUUUUUCUUCCUUUUUUCUUCCAUUUUUUUUUGUGUCUUUUUUUCUUCCUUUUGUUUCCAUUUUUCAUUCUUUUUUCUUCAUUUUUUCUUCUUUUUUGUUCUUCCAUUUUUUCAUUUUUUGUUCUUCCAUUUUUUCUUUUUUUGUUCCUUUUUUUUCUUUUUUUUGUUUUUUUUCUUUCUUUUUUCCUCCAUUUUCAUUUUUGUGUCUUCAUUUUUUUUCUUUUUGUUCUUCCAUUUUUUCAUUCUUUUUGUGUCUUCAUUUUUUCUUCCUUUUUCUUCCAUUUUUCAUUCUUUUUUUCUCUUCAUUUUUUUUUUCCUUUUGUUCUUCCAUUUUUCAUUCUUUUUGUGUUUUCAUUUUUUCUUUUUUUGUUCUUCCAUUUUUCAUUCUUUUUGUGUCUUUUUUUCUUCCUUUUGUUCUUCCAUUUUCAUUCUUUUGUUCUUUUUCUUUUUUUCUUCCAUUUUCAUUCUUUUUUUUCAUUUUCUUCCUUUUUUCUUCCAUUUUUCAUUUUGUUCUUCAUUUUUUUUCCUUUUUUCUUCCAUUUUCAUUCUUUUUUCUUCAUUUUUUCUUCCUUUUGUUCUUCCAUUUUUCAUUCUUUUUUGUGUCUUCAUUUUUUUCCUUUGUUCCUCCAUUUUCAUUUUUUGUGUCUUCAUUUUUUUCUUUUUUUUUUCCUUUUUCAUUUUCAUUCUUUUGUGUCUUCAUUUUUCUUCCUUUUUUUCUUCCAUUUUUCAUUUUUUUUCUCCAUUUUUUCUUCCUUUUGUUCCUCCAUUUUUCAUUCUUUUUUGUGUCUUCAAUUUUUCUUCCUUUUUUUCUUCCAUUUUUCAUUCUUUUUUUUCAUUUUUUCUUCCCUUUUUCUUCCUUUGUUCCUCCAUUUUUCAUUCUUUUUUCUUCAUUUUUUUUUUCUUUUUUUUGUUCCUCCAUUUUUUUUCUUUUUUGUCUUCUUCCUUUUUUCUUCCAUUUUCAUUCUUUUUGUGUCUUCAUUUUUUUUCAUUUUGUUCUUUUUUUUCAUUCUUUUUUUCUUCAUUUUUUCUUUUUUUUUUCAUUUUUCUUCCAUUUUUCAUUUUUUUUUCUUCAUUUUUUCUUCCUUUUUUUCUUCCAUUUUUCAUUCUUUUUUUUUGUCUCCAUUUUUUUCAUUUUUUUCCUUUUUUCCUUUUUCAUUCUUUUUGUGUCUUCAAUUCCUUUUUUUUUUUUCAUUCUUUUUUUCAUUUUUUUUCUUCCAUUUUGUUUCCAUUUUCAUUCUUUUUGUGUCUUUUUUUUCUUUUUUUCCUUCAUUUUUGUUUUCAUUUUUCUUUUCUUUUUCUUUUUUUCAUUCUUUUUUCCUUUUUUUUUCAUUUUUUUUUUCCUUUUUUUUUUUCCAUUUUUUUUCUUUUAUCAAAUAUGUCUAGCUUAGUUUACAUAAAUCUCUCUCUCCCUGUACCUGUUUAG